Rotaria sp. Silwood1 is the source of this 1239-nucleotide messenger RNA. NCBI's taxonomy places the organism in Eukaryota, Metazoa, Rotifera, Eurotatoria, Philodinida, Philodinidae. The record is from the annotation of a GenBank genome assembly.
AUGUCUACUAAAGUACCGCCACGAAAAGCUCAAGAGGAUGAUCAUCUUUCUCCUCGACAAAGAGGAGCUGCAACAGCUGAUUGUUUCAGUCCACCAAGACGUCAUGAUACUUCUUCUUGUCGAAAACGACAUCCAAGAGAUGAUAAUAGUUCAACUCCUCCAACACAUCGAGAUAAACCUUCACCUUCUCAUCGACGAAAUGAUCGACAAGAAUCAUUAUCAUCAUCUACACAUCGUAGUGAACCAGCUAAAUCAGAACGACGAUGCCUAGCUGAACAUCAAGAAAAAAUAGCUGAACGAUAUGCACAAUGGGGUUGUGGUUUAGCUCAAGUUCGACAAUCAGAAGAUGUUCUCAAAGAUUAUUUAGAACAAGCUGAAAAACCAUUGACACGUUAUCGAGAUGAUAAAGAUCUUGACUCUAUGCUUAAACAAAAAGAACGUCAAGAUGAUCCAAUGCUCAAGUAUCUUUCCAAUAAAACAUCUGAUGUUUCCGAUCGAUCAAAUAUUCGCAAUAAUUCUCCAGUUAAACCUCGUUAUAGAGGUCGUGAUCCUCAAACGAACAGAUUCCAUAUAUGGCCUGGAUAUCGAUGGGAUGGUCUUGAUCGAUCAAAUGGCUUUGAAAAGAAAUUAUUUGCAUCAAUUGCUAAUCAAUAUGUUCAAGCUCAACAACAACAACAAUCUCAAUCACGAAGACCAUCACCACCAUUUCAUUUAUUAAAUCAUUAUCCAUUUGAAUCACCAUCAACUAACACUACAAAUCUUUUGGAUUAUUGGAUGAUUUUGUUAACAGAUAUUUCAUUAGCUGAAACAGCUCUAAAUAAAGUAGCUUCAUUUUCUGGUGAUACACAUGGUGGUGAAAUUCUUCCACUUACUGAACAACAACUUAGUACAUUUCGUUUAGAUCGUCAACCAAUAUUAGCUGAUAUCUAUCGAAUUUAUACAAGUUCACCAAAAGAAUCACAUGCAGCAAUAACAACAGAAACACAUCUUCCUACAUCAAUUACAAAUCCACUGUCUGAACCAUCACCACAGUUUUAUUUUUACUUUAAUAUAAAAAAAUUGGGUAGUAGAGAUAAACUUCGAAAAGUAGCUGAUGAUAAUCGAGAAUCUCAAUAUGAUUAUGUAUUUGCUGUUUCAGUCGUUACAGAUAAUCAUAUGGCUGGUUCGGCAAUUAAUCAAUUUAUUCGAGUUGGUCAUCAAGAAUUACUUGAUGAAAUUAUUCGUUUCGAAAUGCUUUAG